AUGACGGACCUAUGGGAAUUGAUUGAUGUAACUCAAAUCCAGUCAGCUGGCAUUCGGGUUCUCAGCCAGGUCCGGCUAAGAGAGCUACUCCUCAGCAACCGUUUUUAUGUUUUCACGAACGAUCAAGAAUGGAGAACUUGGCGCAAUGACAACUAUUUCCGACAGCUGGAAGAGGACGGCCAUCUUAGAAGACCCGUUGUCUAUCGAGACGAUGACCCCGUAACGCACUGCAUUGCGCUGGAUCGUCACGACCGACUGCAGUUUAUGCUGGAGGGCGGGCUACCGCCUGAAUGCUGGACAAAGUGUGGUUGGAGUCCCCUCGCUGUGGCGGUUCAUUACAGAGCAGACAGGUGCUUCGAUUUGCUUUGCGCUGCACAGCCUGACGAAGACGUUCUACGACAGGAUACCGGAAUUCGGGCUAGCGCUCCUAACUGGUUGAUGACCUUUACCGGGGACAAGACGUAUGAAUAUGGGUAUGAAAGGCUGCUCGAUCAUUUUGACCACUAUAACCAGACUCAACAGCAUAGAAUACUGCUUCCAAAUAUCACUCCAGAUGCCACCUACAAAGUGGUCAGGACAUUUCCGGUUCCUUUAAUCGAGCGUGCGGCUCGUAUGGGACUGAGGCUGGCUUUAGCCGCACAUCGGACCUCACAAGAAGGAGCAUGGCACGUUGCACCACUCCGCGAUGAUGCAAUGGACCUGAUACACGUACUGUGUCGUGAGUGCGCUGCCAGCCUCAAUAGUUACGACUCCGAAGGUCGCACCCCGUUAUUCCCGGCUGUAGAGUCUGGGAAGCCAGAUGUCGCGAAACUCUACAUUGAGCGUGGCGUCGAUGUGGGUCAUAUCGCUGGGAUCGCAGAAACAGCUCUCCACCUCGCCUGUAGACAAAGGCCAGUGAAUCUGGAUAUUCUGCAGGAGCUCCUUCGUCAUAUCGAUGUCAAUAUCGGUGCUGGGAGCGCGCAGGGAACACCGUUGCACACACUACUGGCGAGUACAUGGGGCCACAUAUAUAACGAGAAUCCGCCCGCCCCAGCACGUAACCCAGAUGGUACUGCCCAGAAUCAGCAACGGUGGCGCCCUCGUCCACUGUCAGCCGAGGAGCAAAUGAUCAUGGACGUCGCCUGCGAAGCUUGCAAUAGGAUGCUGGAUCGGUAUCCUGAACGGCAGGCUGUUAACGCCAAUGGAAAAGCUGCAUUGAAAUUAGCUCGGGAACUUCAUCUCAAACGGCUAGUUAAUAGAAUUCUAGGAGCUCCUUCUCAGACAGGGCGAUGGGAGAGACGGCUAAGACCUCGGAGGAGAACCUGA
Aspergillus pseudonomiae is the source of this 1305-nucleotide messenger RNA. RefSeq names its product ankyrin repeat domain-containing protein. The coding region runs from base 1 to 1305 and encodes 434 amino acids. The record is from RefSeq and is a predicted model, not a curated record. The transcript has a single exon. NCBI's taxonomy places the organism in Eukaryota, Fungi, Ascomycota, Eurotiomycetes, Eurotiales, Aspergillaceae. Gene Ontology annotation, biological process: protein localization to ciliary inversin compartment. Gene Ontology annotation, molecular function: protein binding. Gene Ontology annotation, cellular component: ciliary inversin compartment.